GGUGGCCGCGGCGGCUCAGUCAGGUCAGCGCCAUGGUGUCAGCGGCAGCAGCAGGCGCGCUCUGCGCAGUGACGGUGACGAUGUUGCUACCGCCUCCCUGCGCCGCCUUCGUGGGCCGGGGAGAGGUGCAGCUGCCAGCACAGGUUCAGUGCCCCUCGGCGAUGUACUCGGACCCCGACACGCCGCAGCUCAAGGUCACACACCUGUGCGUGCCGACGCGCCGGCGAGGAUGUGUUCCGGGCACCAGCUGGAGGGAGCGCUGUGCCACCUGCUCGUGCCCCUCCCAGAGUUCCGGGCCGUCAGAGGCGGUCUGCCAGGACACCGACUGCCAGGAGGACCCCGCACUGGACUGGGGUGACACCAGGCUGUGCGGCCGCUGGUCCGCCGACUGUCCCGCCGGCUGCCGGUUCGCCCUCCGCGACUGGCGCUGCACCUACUGUAACUGUGCAGCCCCGCCGACACCGGCCGCGGAGACCACAGCAGCGACCCUCGGCGCCGGCUGCGCCCCCGGUACCGGCCCAGCCUGGCUCUGCAGCCAGACCAUCCGCGUCACCGACCGCAGAGCGCCGCCCAGCGGCCGCCAGGACAACUCGAGACGCGGCUCCCCGUCGCCAGAGGCGCUGACCACGCUGACUCGCGCGGCCCGCGGCAGCGACGGCGGCUGGACGAGCAUCAAGCAGGCGGGUAGGAUGGCCAGGGCCCGGGCCAGCGCCCGUGGAGCACGGGACGAGUCACACGGGGCCACAGAAGGGGGAAGGCACAGGUCAUCAGCCUUGUGGACGGCUGGUGGGCACCGGCUGUGACAGGGAACGUCUGUGCCAGAGGCCAAUGGCAGGAUUGUCCUUCCGCUUCGCGUUUUAGUCUUGCUUUGGUAUGCGUUCAUUUGUUGCUGGUCACUGAGGUAGGAGCUCUAUUUAAGAAACCAGCGCGCGAGCGAGGCAGCUCUGUGGGCGAGCGUGCACGGCACCCCACUGCUCCAAUGCAUACACAAGGUGCAGGGCAAAGGCUGUGCAAAUGUGCAUCAGAUUGUUGAAUAAAUUAUGUCCCAGCAACUGCUUAAAUUAAGAGACAUGCUCCUUCGAAAUCACACUUGCAGCACACUGCCACUGUCACCUGCUAAAAAAGGAAACUGAAUUGUAUAAAAACGGGCUAACUGGCGGCACUGCGCCAUAGCGUAUGGGCCAGAA
Molecule: messenger RNA, 1187 nt
Organism: Amphibalanus amphitrite
Lineage: Eukaryota; Metazoa; Arthropoda; Thecostraca; Balanomorpha; Balanidae
Exons: 4
Coding region: 33-803 (256 amino acids)
Source: RefSeq, a predicted model, not a curated record